Molecule: messenger RNA, 1227 nt
Organism: Etheostoma spectabile (orangethroat darter)
Lineage: Eukaryota; Metazoa; Chordata; Actinopteri; Perciformes; Percidae
Product: bifunctional protein GlmU
Exons: 3
Coding region: 107-553 (148 amino acids)
Source: RefSeq, a predicted model, not a curated record
CCCACCGUUGUGUGUGUGUGUGUGUGUGUCUUCCUGUAAAUGUUUAACUCAAGUGUUUGUGCUGUGCUCGGAGUUUAGUCCUCGAGGAGCCUCAGACUCGUUCACAAUGAGUUCAGCAGCGGGAGGCUCGUCUCUGCAGGUCCACGUGGUCCGGCUGGGCCCAGGUCAGGAGCUGCUGGGGUCUCUGCAGGCGUUUGUGGAGGAGAGGCGCCUCCGAGCGCCGUUCAUCAUCACCUGCGUGGGCAGCGUCACCAAGGCAACGCUCCGGCUGGCCAACGCCACGGCCACAAAUACAAACGAGGUGAUCCAGCUCAGCGGGCGGUUCGAGAUCGUCUCCCUGGUGGGCACUCUGAACCGGGACGCCCACGUCCACAUCUGCCUAUCAGACGCCGAGGGCAAGACGGUCGGGGGUCACGUGCUGGGAGACCUGGAGGUGUUCACCACGGCCGAGGUGGUCGUCGGCGAGGCGGUCGGCCUGCACUUCAACAGAGACAUGGACGAGCGGACGGGCUUCCCCGAGCUCGUGGUCCAACCGCGGAAAUCUGACAGUUGAAAGAGUAAAAACAGGUUCACCAGAUACAGCUGCGGCCUUUUUAUAAUGAAAACAAUUACAUUACCCAUUGGUAACCCAUGCAUGACUUAAUGCUUGGACAGUAUGUUAGUUAAUGCGUCAAUUAGGUAUUUGAAUCAUCAGGACGUCUGACAGUCCAUGAAAUACUACAUGAAUGUAUAUAUGCAUUCAUGAUAACUCAUGUACCAUUAUUAUAAAGUGUUACCAUUACAUUUUAAACAAUGUGUAGAGUAUCCACCGUGACUUCAUGAGUACUGCGUUACAGAUUACAAACUAAAUAAAAGAACAGACCAAACUGUGUACAAGUACUCUCCUACAAUCAAUUCAUUUCAAAUAUUACCUCCAUAAUAGUGCCAAAGUAUUAUAAUCAAAAUGCAAUCAUAAGUUAAAAGUAGCCUACGUUUUACACCCUCUCUCUCUCUCUCUCUCUCUCUUGUCCACAUUGAACAUUGCACCAAACUGCUGAAAUCACACAUGUAGAUGUUGCCUGUUUUGGCUGUGCAGAAAGACUUGAUUAAAACAUGUAGUGUGCAUAAACAUCCAAGAUGAAUAAAAUCGUACAGCGUCUGGCCCGCUUUAAGAACAUCUUCAGGGAUGCAGCUUGUCUUGAGCCCAGCAGCCAAUAGGAGCGGCUCUGCGGGGGUCGCAGCUUCUGC